Colletotrichum chrysophilum is the source of this 1800-nucleotide messenger RNA. RefSeq lists its product as uncharacterized. Lineage: Eukaryota; Fungi; Ascomycota; Sordariomycetes; Glomerellales; Glomerellaceae. Gene Ontology annotation, biological process: transmembrane transport. The record is from RefSeq and is a predicted model, not a curated record. The transcript is spliced from 2 exons. Gene Ontology annotation, molecular function: transmembrane transporter activity. Bases 1 to 1800 code for a protein of 599 amino acids. Gene Ontology annotation, cellular component: membrane.
AUGGAAGCCCCUCAGCAACCUGCCGCGUCCAACGAGCGAAUCGCCCAGCCUCUCUCAUACCCCAACCCAUCCCUGGGCGACACUGCUGGAUUCGCCGCCGCCAAUUCUUCUCCUCCUCAGGUCCAAAGUGGUCCCCAACGCAAGCCGCGUCUUUCGGACAAGGUCCAUGGCGUUCUUCUCGUCUUCAGUAUCCUUCUGGGCCUGUUCAUCUCGACUCUGGAUACGUCAGUCAUCGCCACGUCUCUCAUGAGCAUCUCCGAGGAGUUUCAAGACCACGCCAAUGCCUCUUGGAUUCUUCUCGCCUACCUCCUUACGUACAUGGGGUGCUCCGUCGGUGUUUCCAAGCUAAGCGACAUCUACGGCCGAAAGCUCAUCCUCUUCGUCAGCUGGACCAUCUUUCUACUCUGCUCAACUGGCUGCACCGCCGCUUGGAGCAUGACAUCCCUGAUCAUCUUCCGCGCUUUGAAGGGCAUUGGAGGUGCCGGUCUCUACAGCCUUGCUCAAAUCUGCCUCCUCGAACAUGGUCCUGCCAAAAACCCGAGUCACAUGGGAGCUUUAAUCGGUAUUACUCUCGCCCUCGCUUUCCUUUUGGGUCCAGUUCUAGGAGGAGCCAUCACCUCCAAGGUCAGCUGGCGCUGGAUUUUCGGUAUUAAUCUACCCAUCGGCUUAUUCGCUAGCACCUGUAUCAUGCUGUUCUUCCCGGCCGAGCGCCGCGCACACCAUAUCUUCUCGUUGCGUGCCUUCAUGAGGGUUGACCUGGUCGGCAUGAUGAGUCUCCUUGUUGCCUCCAUCACCCUCGUUUUCGCUAUCGAGAGGGGCGGCUCUCGGGUCUACGAGUGGAACAGUGUCCAAAUCAUCGCGGCUUUCUGCGCCUCUGGUUUUUGCUGGAUCAUUUUCGUUGGCUGGGAGACCUUCCUUAAUAAGAAGUAUUGCGAACACCAUAACCACAUCCGAUGCGUCCACAUGGAGCCUGUCUUUACCGCCGCUCUCGCCCACCGCCGCCCCUACAUCUGCGGUCUCAUCGUCGCCUUCCUGACCGGAGCCCCUUACGUUGUCUUGACAGUUGCCAUUCCCGAACGCAUGCAAGUCUUGCAACACGCAACUCCCCUCAGUGCUGGAGUUCACCUCCUUCCCAUGCUAUCAGGCACUGCUGUUGGAUCCUUCCUGGCCGGUGCGAUCUGCCGCAAGUUCAAUCACACGUCCUACCUCAUGGUUGCGGCAUCGAUUACGCAAUUGCUUGGAAUUGGGCUCAUGUUGUCGCUCGCUAACGUCGAUUCGUCUUUCGUGCCCGCGUACGGAUUUACUCUCAUUGUUGGACUUGGGGUUGGAGUGUCUUUCGGUGCCUCAACCAUCGUUGCUGCUGUCGAGGAGGACAAGGCUGUUGCUCAAGGACUCAUUGCUCAAGCUCGCGUGCUGGGUAGUUGCAUCGGUGUGGCUGUUUGCACCGUCCUUUUCCACAACCGCAUAGACUCACUCGUCCACAUUCUGAACUCGUCACAGCUCGACACGAUGCAUUCGACUCCCACGGCAUCUGUUCACUUCACCCCGGAACUCCAACGGCGUAUUCAGGAGGUUUACGCAGUCGCGUUCAAAGAUCAGAUCAUCUUCUUGACCAGUGUUUGCGGCGCCAUGCUGCUUGCAGCCAUCUGCUCUUUCGAGAAAAGGCCCAGAUCCAUCAACGCUCUUGCCGACGCCCAGCGCGCUUUUAAGACAAGCCAACAGGAAGACCGCGAUGGAACGGAGCUGAGCGACAUGGGUAGCGUGCGUACGGCUCGCGCAGGCUGCAGCAAUCCGGCCUAA